AUAUUAGUCGGAUGACAAAAAAUGAGCUGACUCCAAACUCCGCGAACAGGCGACAUCUGUCCUAUCACACUCACGCUUCACAUCCUUCUGGGCCUAAAGUUUCUGCAAAACUCCAAGAGCUUCAACUCCACGCUUCAUCAAGCAAGAAGAAGAAGUAACUCUGCUCCAGAGAGAUUUCAGCCAUGGCUGAUCGUUUCUUUCCCAACGAAAUACCGCCUGAAACAUCACUUACACCACAACAGGACUCUCUCUCCAACCUCCUCUCUCUUCCCUUCACAACUCUUUCAGAUAAACUCAAAACUUCAGCUUUCCAUCUCAAACAAACCAUUGUUAAUGAGAUGUGGGGACCGAGUGGAAAGCGUGUGAAAGAUUACAGCUUGUACACGGGUGCUCUUGGCACUGCUUAUUUGCUGUUUAAAGUUUAUCAAGUUACCAAGAGUGAGAAUGAUCUUAAAUUGUGCUCUGACAUUGUUAAGGCUUGUGAUUCUGCUUCUAAAGAUUCCGGGCGUGUGACAUUCAUAUGUGGGCGGGCUGGUGUUUGUUCUCUUGGUGCUGUGGUGGCAAAGUAUGCUGGUGAUGAGCGGCUACUUGAGCACUACAUAACACAGUUGAAAGAGCAGAUCAAGCUUCCUAGUGAUUUGCCUAACGAGUUAUUAUAUGGGAGAGUGGGGUUCUUAUGGGCCUGUUCUUUCUUAAACAAGCAUAUUGGUAAAGACACGAUAUCUACUGCCCGUAUGAGAGCAGUUGUUGAUGAAAUUAUCAAGGCUGGGAGAAGAUUGGCUAAUAAGGGAAGAUGUCCAUUGAUGUAUGAAUGGCAUGGGAAGAAGUACUGGGGCGCUGCCCAUGGCCUGGCAGGGAUUAUGCACGUUUUGAUUGACAUGGAAUUGAAACCUGAUGAAGUGGAGGAUGUCAGGAAUACGCUUCGCUACAUGAUAAAGAAUCGUUUCUCCAGUGGCAAUUAUCCUUCAAGUGAAGGAAAUGAAUCAGACCGUCUUGUGCAUUGGUGCCAUGGUGCUCCUGGGGUCACUCUUACCCUUGUGAAAGCCGCUCAGGUUUUUGGAGACAAAGAAUUUGUGCAAGCAGCUGUGGAUGCAGGGGAGGUCGUAUGGCAACGGGGUAUGCUUAAACGAGUUGGCAUCUGCCAUGGUAUCAGUGGAAACACCUAUGUUUUUCUGGCACUCUACCGAUUGACUGGCAAUUCUGAGUACUUGUACAGGGCCAAAGCAUUUGCUUGCUUUCUAUUUGAUAGAGCACAAAAAUUGAUUUCAGAAGGGAAAAUGCAUGGAGGUGAUCGCCCCUAUUCACAGUUUGAGGGUAUCGGAGGAAUGGCUUAUCUUUUUCUGGAUAUGGUUGAACCGUCCACAGCUAGGUUCCCAGCUUAUGAACUCUAAUUUGCUUUCUGGGAAAUUGGUGGUGAAGACAUGUACAAAAAUACCUGUUGUAUACUAAUUUUUUUUUUUUUUUUUUUUUUUUUUUUCCGUUAUCUGGUGGAACAUAACUAGUGUACUAAACCUCGAGUAAAAUUCAUAAAUACUCAAUAACUUGCAUUGACA
Molecule: messenger RNA, 1553 nt
Organism: Pistacia vera
Lineage: Eukaryota; Viridiplantae; Streptophyta; Magnoliopsida; Sapindales; Anacardiaceae
Product: lanC-like protein GCR2
Exons: 6
Coding region: 183-1391 (402 amino acids)
Biological process (GO): carbohydrate metabolic process; peptide modification
Cellular component (GO): plasma membrane
Source: RefSeq, a predicted model, not a curated record